Molecule: messenger RNA, 239 nt
Organism: Racocetra persica
Lineage: Eukaryota; Fungi; Glomeromycota; Glomeromycetes; Diversisporales; Gigasporaceae
Source: the annotation of a GenBank genome assembly
AGAGAGAACCUCUACCACUAACCUACUAUGAAUUAAAUAGCAGAGUCAGACACUUCUUCCCUAUUGACCCAUCACUCGAAGAAACAAAUAUCCAAGAUAUAGCAAAGACACUUAGAAAAUAUUACAAGUUCAGGAGCAUACCAAAUGAUUUCUUCGUACAAAAACCUACUCUACCACAGAACCCAAACAAACUGAAACUACAUACCCAAUACACUUACCCAAUCACCGAUAACAAAAUU